CCCUCUUGUUCAGACUGUUUGGAGUAACAGAAGGGGAGAGAGAGUCUUUAACACUGUCUGCUGAAGUGUGUUAGUCUUUCAUUAUUGUAGGCAAACAACGCGCUGGAUUUAUUAUGAGGGAGUCACGUCUACAAGGGCAGGCAAUGCUGGCCCUUCAGGUUGAAGAAUGCUGAAUAUGAUCCUGCAGUUCCAGCAGAAGUGAACUCGACCUCAUAAAACAAACAUGAGUGACACUGUGGAGAACCUGGACACCAGGGAGCUGGGCUUCUCAGAUGCUGAAGAUGAACCUGAAGAGGUGGACUUCAAUGAGUUCAACCCCUCGGGUGAUGUCCGGAUCCCGUUCUCAGCGGUGUACAGGACAGUUGGCUUUAAAGAGGCAGAAGCCCAGGUGUACCUCACCACUGCUCCUAUAACUGCUAAGAUACUAGCGGUGGAGCGUUUCACCAGGAACCCAGACCGCUUUAAUAUCAAACACAGAAGUGUGUCCAAGGCGAUGCCAGCUGUGUUUAAAAUAGAGUUGAAGCAUGGGAACUUCACCUGGGUGGUGAAGAGAAAAGAGAAACAUUUUAUGGAGCUACACAGAGAGCUUCUGCGCUACAAGACCCUUAUGAGGAUCCCGCUGCCCACCCGAAGCCAUACUGAGAGACGGAAGAGCGUCAAAAGAAGUGAGGUGAGGCAGAUGCCCAUUCUACCUCGGGGAGGCAGAGACGAGCUGGUGCGAGAGGAGCAAGUGUCUAGCAGAAGGAAACAACUGGAAGACUAUCUAAACAAGCUGCUGAGGAUGGCAAUGUACAGAAAAUACUAUGCAACCAUGGAGUUCAUUGAUGUGAGUCAGUUGUCCUUCAUUCAAGAUUUGGGCCCAAAAGGCUUAGAAGGCAUUGUUUAUAAAAGGUCGGGAGGUCAUCGUAUUCCAGGCAUAAACUGCUGUGGCCACAAUGAAAUCUGCUACCGCUGGUCCAAGAGGUGGCUUGUUGUGAAGGACUCUUUUCUGCUGUAUAUGAAGCCGGACACGGGUGUAAUUUCAUUUGUCUUGCUGGUGGACAAUGAGUUCAGCAUUAAAAUGGACUCCAAAUACACCGAGACCAAGCAUGGCGUGAAGAUAGAAAACCUGUCCAGGAAACUGGUGCUGAAAUUCUCCAGUUACAGAAGUGCCCGCUGGUGGGGUCAGGCCAUUGAAAGCUUCGUCCGGAAACAUGGCAAGGCCUUUUUAAGGACCCACCGAUUUGGAUCUUUUGCCAGAGAGGAGGAGAACAUACCCUCGAAAUGGUAUGUGAAUGGUAAAACCUAUAUGGAGGAUGUUGCUGAUGCACUGGAGGAGGCAAAGGAGGAGAUCUUCAUUACAGACUGGUGGCUGAGCCCUGAGAUCUUUCUGAAGAGACCUGUGGUGGAGGGCAAUCGCUGGAGGCUGGACUGCAUUUUAAAACGCAAAGCCGAACAAGGAGUGAGAAUCUUCAUCAUGCUCUAUAAGGAAUUAGAGCUGGCACUCGGCAUCAACAGUGAGUACAGCAAAAGAACGCUGAUGCACCUUCACCCUAACAUCAAGGUGAUGAGACACCCCGAUCACGUGUCGUCCUCCGUCUACUUAUGGGCCCAUCACGAGAAGAUUGUAGUGAUCGACCAAUCAGUUGCUUUCGUGGGAGGGAUUGACCUAGCGUACGGCCGUUGGGAUGACCGUGAGCACCGUUUGACUGACGUGGGGAGCGUAACACGUUCUGUUGCCCAGGCAAUGGAGCAGAGUUCGAAUUCAUCCACACCCAAGAAAAAAGGUUUCUCUGGCAGUCAUUUAAUGGAUGGUGACUCAGCAGACCUGCCCAAACUAAAAGGCAUUGGUCGUACUCGCAGGGCACGGUUUAGCCUGUAUCAUCACCUGCAGCGUGGUCUUCAUCAUGCCGACAGUAUCAGCAGCAUCGAUAGCUCCAAUAAGAGUGGCUCAAUACAAAGUCUUCAGACAGGUGUGGGGGAGCUGAUGGGGAACACACGCUUCUGGCAUGGCAAAGACUACUGCAACUUCGUCUACAAAGACUGGGUUCAGCUGGAUAAGCCUUUUGAUGAUUUUAUUGACAGGUAUACGACUACCAGAAUGCCUUGGCAUGACAUCGCCUCAGUGGUGCAUGGGAAAGCGGCCAGGGAUGUUGCCAGGCACUUUAUACAGCGCUGGAACUUCACCAAGAUGAUGAAGCCAAAGUACAGAUCGCUCUACUACCCGUUUUUACUACCUAAAUCGCACAGCACAGGCAAUGAUCUGAGGUACAAAGUUCCAGAUUGUGUUCAGACCAAAGUUCAGGUUCUGCGGUCAGCUGCGGACUGGUCUGCUGGAAUCAAGCACCACGAGGAAUCUAUUCAUAAUGCCUACAUUCAGGUCAUUGCCAAGAGCAAGCACUUCAUCUACAUUGAGAACCAGUUUUUCAUUAGCUGCGCAGAUAACAAACUUGUUUACAACAGGAUUGGCGAUGCCAUUAUUGAGAGAAUCAUCAGAGCUCACAAAGACAAUAAAAGGUUUCGUGUGUAUGUUGUGACUCCUCUGUUGCCUGGCUUUGAAGGAGACAUCACUACAGGAGGAGGAAACGCACUUCAGGCUGUCAUGCAUUUCAACUACAGGACCAUGAACAGGGGAGAGUACUCUAUAAUCUCUCAACUGAAGAAAGAACUGGAUGACCAAUGGAUGAACUACAUUUCUUUUUGUGGUCUGAGAACUCAUGCUGAGCUGGAAGGCAGACUGGUGACUGAACUCAUUUAUGUUCACAGCAAGCUGCUCAUCGCUGAUGACAACACGGUCAUACUUGGCUCUGCCAACAUCAAUGACCGCAGCAUGUUGGGUAAGAGGGACAGUGAGGUUGCUGUGAUUUUUGAGGACUCUGAAACGAUGCCAUCAGUAAUGGAUGGACAAGAGUACCAGGCUGGCAAGUUUGCCCUGCAGCUCAGACUCGAGUGCUUCAAAACCAUUCUAGGUGCCUUUAGUGAUCCAACCAUCGAUGUGAGUGACCCCAUCAGUGACCGAUUCUACAAAGACGCGUGGAUGACCAUCUCGGGUCGGAACGCCACCAUUUAUGAGAAGGUUUUCCGCUGUCUGCCCUCCAGCCUGGUGCGUAACAAACAAGAGCUCCUGAGUUUCCAGUCCAAAUCUGGCCUUGACAAAGAAGAUCCUGCUAAAGCUCAAGAGCUGCUGAAGAAAAUCAGGGGCUUCCUGGUUCAGUUCCCACUGGAUUUCCUCUGUGAGGAGAACCUCAUGCCCUCGGUGGGCACCAAAGAAGCAAUGGUGCCCACUGAGAUCUGGACCUAAUGCUGCCAAUGUAAAAGACAAUCCACUUCUUGUGAUAAAAUGAAUUCAAAGGUAGACAUAUCGUUGGUUGUGAAGUUCCACACAGAGCGAAACGAAGAAGCGAAAGAUAAGUCUUUUAUCACAAACAAAUGUUCGUGUUCAUGUUGUUUUGUACCUGUUAUCAAUGUUAUGUACAUAUAAUCAAUAUAAUAUUUUAUAAGCAGCACUACUAAAAUGUAUGAAUGAAAGUUGCUUUUCUAAGAUGCCAAAACAGAAGGGCCUUUUAAAUAAAUAAUAUAAUUUUAAUGUCCAUAAGGAAGUUCCGAUUUUAUUGGUGGAUGGCCUCCCGCUCGAAGAGAAGGCUAAAGUGGAAAGUGGAAGUCCUGUCACAUGCAAUUUUGUUACUGGAGCCCAUUCUUCAGUGCGGCGUCCCCAGUGGAACAGCAUUCAUGACAGGCUGAGCCCAGUAAUAUGUGUUUUCUGUCUGUGAACCUGCUCUUAGACUGAAUCUGCUGAGGCUUUUACUGUCCGGUCCUGCCGCCUGUCUCUAAGUGUCAGAGCUCUGGGGAGAGCAGACAAUCUGUCUGUGAAUUAAAGUGCUGAGUGUCUGAGGGCCUUUGUUGCCCCUCAGCGCCCAAAAGCAAUGUGUGACUCAUCCCAUCCUACGUUCACACAUGCCACGGGUGUGUAUUUAUGAGUGUUUUACGAUUGUUGUCAUUUUUACAUUCGCCCAUGAUGUUUCAAUAUCAGGUCAGCCAUUUCCUGCAAUUACUUGUUUUUUGUUUUGUUUCUUUGGUAUUGCCACUUGUUUAGGUUGGCAUCUUAUUGGACAUUGCCACCUGCUUUUGGUGGCAUUUUAUUAUGUUUUAGCUGCUCACAGUUGUAUCUCAUUUAUCAAUCAAUUAAAGACAUAAUGUGGAUAUAUGAAUGACAAUAGCAAUUAUCGGUCAUAUUCUCAGAAUCAGUUAAAUAUAAGAGAUAAGAUCUCUCUUUCUUUGUUUUUGGGAAAAUCACUUUUUGGAUGCUAUAGAUCACUGAAUCUAUCCAGAACUAAACAAACAUGGCAGUUCUGGAGGUCUUGGUGAGAAAUUGUCCUUUAUGAAACUGCACCAUUUCAGGCAUGUCAUAUGGGCCCGGUUUCACAGACACGGCUUAGUUUAAGCCAGGACUAAGCCUUAGUUGAAAUAAGAUAUUUAUGUCGCUUUUAUAAAAAUGCCUUAGAAGAAUACAUUACUGGUGUGCAUCUUGAGACGAAACAUUGUCACUGAUAUAUUUUAAGAUAUUUCUGGGAAAGUUAUAUUCAGUUAAGACAUGUCACACAUUCAUUUUAGUCUGGGAAUGCUUUAAGCCUUGUCUGUGAAACCGGGCCAUGAUGUCUGUGAAUUGUGACGGAUAAUAUGUAGUUAAGCCUGGUUUCAGAAGAUCUUUGUACAACUCUGUAUUAAUGCAUUUGUACAGCGAUUUGCACAAAAUAAGCCCCAAAUAAAUCCUCAAAGCUAAAAAAAAGUUUUGUGAAUGCUUUUCUUCUGGGUUUACCGUACUGUAAUAACAGAUCUUAAAAUUUCAAUGUCUCACUUUCAAUUUUAACACAGAAAUCCAAUCAGAACUUGCCUUUUAGGCACCAGUUGCUGGGACAUGGGUUUUAAAAUGAUCGUGUUCUUCUGAACAUUAGUUUAAAUGCUGCUGUUUGAUGUGGGAACUGGCUCUGAUGUCUGCCCACUAUCGGUGGAAACCUGGAAGUCAUUAUGAAGCAAUUUAUAUGCAAAUCCGCCUCGUCCCCAAACGCACCUCAUUGAAGAAGGCAUCUGAUAGAGACAUCCCGACAUUAAUGACGUGCUUUGAGUGGUGUUCUGAAGUAUUGAAUCAUGUUCAAAGGUGUUGAAAUGAAGAGACUGUUUUGAUAGAUUAUCUCUCUGACCUUAAUGGCUUCUUUGGCAAUGGUCUGAAAAUCUCCACCUACUCAACACAUUCAUAUAUUCAGUGCAUUUGGUUUCCAGGAGAGUUACGUGGUCGAUUGCUGAGUUGUCAUGUCUCACUAACCACACGUGUCAUUUGAAAGCGUGAUUACUGUAUAUUGUAGUGCUCUGGUAGUGUAACAUGGCUCAUUAAGCAAAUUGUCCUCUGCUGAAAGAUACCUUUCAGGAUGAAUGUGCAUUGAUAAGUAUGCAGAGUCCGUAUGUUAAUAAUCACUCACUUUGCACUGCUCAUUAUUCUUGUAAUACACAAACAAAACAACAAAUGUAUUCGCACACCGAUUGCUAUUGGAUUCAAAUCAUUAAACAGUGAUGCAAUAUCUUUAUAUAGCUGGUGUAAAUAAAAUGAUAUGUGUGGAAAAAAACUAAAAUGUUUAUAAUUUAU
Messenger RNA from Triplophysa rosa, 5617 nucleotides. RefSeq names its product phospholipase D1a (gene pld1a). The record is from RefSeq and is a predicted model, not a curated record. Gene Ontology annotation, molecular function: D-type glycerophospholipase activity; phosphatidylinositol binding. Lineage: Eukaryota; Metazoa; Chordata; Actinopteri; Cypriniformes; Nemacheilidae. The coding region runs from base 224 to 3280 and encodes 1018 amino acids. Gene Ontology annotation, biological process: phosphatidic acid biosynthetic process; cell motility; intracellular signal transduction. The transcript is spliced from 26 exons.